ACUUCCAUCAGGAGCUAUUCUAUUCUUCUAUAAGUUUGGUCGAAUAUUUCCGUCACUUGCUAUUAAUAGCUUUUGUUAAACCCAAAGGGUUGUUCUUUUCUUUCAAUUAAUCUUGGUUCCCGUGCAACAGGUCGUAUGCAUGCAAUGGAUGAUUUUUGAUUCACCUAAUGGUUUGUAUCAUGACCUAAUUAACCUCCAAUGGUUCUUCUUUAUACACAUCUUAGGUUGUAUUCCACAAGGACCAGCUCUUAACUAUGAAGAGCCAGCUUUGGUAAGAAACAUGACUCCCGUCUUCGAGUGCUGCUAUGCUUGGAGAAUGCAGGAUGGCUCCUUAAGAUACAGGCAAAUUCAAAUUUGUUAACAAAGCUUUUGUGAAAAACUUGAGCAAACCUUAAGUCCCGAAUCACAAUAA
This is a messenger RNA of Suhomyces tanzawaensis NRRL Y-17324, 412 nucleotides long. RefSeq lists its product as uncharacterized. The transcript has a single exon. Lineage: Eukaryota; Fungi; Ascomycota; Pichiomycetes; Serinales; Debaryomycetaceae. The record is from RefSeq and is a predicted model, not a curated record. The coding region runs from base 140 to 361 and encodes 73 amino acids.